Messenger RNA from Lathyrus sativus (Indian pea), 780 nucleotides. NCBI's taxonomy places the organism in Eukaryota, Viridiplantae, Streptophyta, Magnoliopsida, Fabales, Fabaceae. The record is from the annotation of a GenBank genome assembly.
AUGACUAACUUCAAAAUCAUCGCCAUUGCCACCCUCUUACCCCUUCUUCUCACUUCAACCCAAGCCACACUCCCCGGCAUCUACCCCGCAGGAGCAUGGCAGACCGCCCACGCCACCUUCUACGGCGGCAACGACGCCUCCGGAACAAUGGGAGGCGCGUGUGGGUACGGGAACUUAUACAGUCAAGGCUACGGUGUCAACACGGCGGCAUUAAGCACCGCACUAUUCAACAACGGCUUAAGCUGCGGCGCGUGUUUUGAAAUAAAGUGCGCAAAUGAUCCUAGCUGGUGCCACGCUGGCAGUCCUUCCAUAUUAGUCACUGCAACAAACUUUUGUCCACCAAAUUAUGCUUUACCAAGCGAUAACGGUGGUUGGUGUAAUCCUCCACGUCCACACUUCGAUCUCGCCAUGCCUAUGUUUCUCAAAAUCGCUCAGUAUCGCGCCGGCAUUGUUCCCGUCUCUUAUCGCCGGGUAUCAUGUAGGAAGCAAGGAGGGAUAAGAUUCACGAUCAACGGCUUUCGUUACUUUAACUUGGUUUUAAUCACCAACGUUGCGGGUGCAGGGGAUAUCGUGAAGACGAGUGUGAAAGGUUCGAAAACUGGUUGGUUGAGUAUGAGUCGUAACUGGGGGCAAAAUUGGCAAUCAAAUGUUGUUUUGGUUGGACAGACACUUUCUUUUAAGGUGACAACAAGUGACAAACGCACUUCCACUUCUUGGAAUGUUGUUCCUUCUAAUUGGCAGUUUGGUCAAACUUUCAAUGGCAACAAUUUUCAAGUCUAG